Pygocentrus nattereri (red-bellied piranha) is the source of this 6182-nucleotide messenger RNA. It is a transcript of the gene casp2, whose product is annotated as caspase 2, apoptosis-related cysteine peptidase. Gene Ontology annotation, biological process: proteolysis; regulation of apoptotic process. The transcript has 12 exons. The record is from RefSeq and is a predicted model, not a curated record. The coding region runs from base 624 to 2015 and encodes 463 amino acids. Lineage: Eukaryota; Metazoa; Chordata; Actinopteri; Characiformes; Serrasalmidae. Gene Ontology annotation, molecular function: cysteine-type endopeptidase activity.
GCAGAAGAAGCCGCCACAGCCUCUCAUUCGCUGUCUGUUGGCGCGGAAGUUCCUUCAGGGUGGCCCCUGUACUGUCAAUUAUUUUUUAAAUUCUCUCUUUUCCCCUUUAACCCUGGAUAACAGAUGCUCGUUGUUGAUGCUGUGUGAAGUGUCUUCAUUGACGAAGCUCCACACAGGACUGAGUGGCUCGUACCGGAAUGCAUUGUGUUAUUGUGGUGGCUCGCUGGUCGUUGUUCUUCUUUUAGCCUGGUUAGCUCGACUAGUUUAGCUGCCUGCUCUUUAUGCUCUUUAAAGCUGUCAGCGUGUACUAAAUGACUAGGCUAGUUAGCUAGCUAGGUAACUAGCUACUUUACUACUGACGAGCAAAAGAGCACCAGGCUGCCGCCGAGUGUGGCAACAACCUUUGCUGCCACCUUCGCUCAUUUUACGUUGGCUGGACGAGCCUUAUUGUUUUUAGCUGGUUAGCUAACGUUUAGAUAGCUAGGUUAACUUACUUAGACCGCUGCGGAAGGUUGGCUUUCCUGUUCCUGAGCUGUUCAGUAACAGUUACGUCCCUCUGAAGUAACUUGGGUUAACAGUCGCCUGUUUUGGAAGUAUACUGUGAAAACCACUGACGCAGCACCAUGCUUGGGGAGUGUGGCAUGAAAGAGCGAGAUAAGCGGGCACUGAAGAAGACCUCGUUUGAACUUUGUAGAGAAAUGGUGGUGGAUGAGCUGCUCAUCCAGUUUUUGCAAGCAGAUGAUGUGCUGACUGAAGGCAUGGCUGAAACAAUACUGGCAGAGCCAACAUCCCAUAAGCGAAGCUGGCGUUUGCUGUCACUGUUGCCGAAGCGUGGCCCCCGAGCCUUCGAAAGUUUCUGCAUGGCUCUCAAAGAGACAGAGCAGCAGCACCUCUGCAGCCAGCUCAUUCGAUCCAGAGACCGAGAGAGCACACCCACAGAGAGUGAGGGAGAAAUCUCAUUGACACAGGACAGCACACCUGCUAAGAACAGGAAAGAUCAGAAGAGAUUUCCAGACCCCACUCUUCCACUCCCAACGCAAGAGUGUGCAGUGCCUGCCAAAAGAGCUCGCACCCACGAGUCUAUGGAGAUGUGUUUGGAUGCUGACAGUCCUGUGACCACUGCUGUGCUACCCUGCACUCCUGAGUUCUACAUGUCCCACAUUGCACAGGCCUACUCAAUGAGCUCUAGUCCGCGAGGCCUUGCCCUAGUGGUGAGUAACGUGCGCUUUGAACCAGAAUUAUCAGAACUGGACAUACGAAGAGGAGGAGAAGUGGAUGAAGAGGUGCUAAGGAGACUCUUUACAGAACUGGACUUCACAGUCAGCCUACGCAAAGACCUCACUGUCCAGGCGAUGCGGGACUGUAUAGAGCAGUUUACACAGCGCCCGGAGCACGCAGUGUAUGACUGCUGUGCUGUGUGUUUACUGUCUCAUGGAGUUGAGGGCUCCAUCUAUGGAACUGACGGCCAGCUGCUAGAGUUGGACUGGGUGUUUGAGAGGUUUGAUAACGCUCGCUGCCCCCUGCUCCAGAACAAGCCAAAAAUGUUCUUCAUUCAGGCCUGUAGAGGAGAGGAGAUGGACAGUGGUGUAGACCAGGUAGAUGGUGAUGAUCGUGCAGAGCCUACAGGCUGUGAGCAGAGGGAUGCAGGGAGAGAAGAGAAGAGCACAAGACAGAAUGAAACAAGGGAGCAGAGAGACAGCGAGAGACUUCGAGUGAAACUGCCCCAGAGAUCCGACAUGAUCUGCGGAUUUGCCACUCUCAAAGGUUUCAGUACUGCUGCAAUGAGGAACACGAAGAAAGGUUCCUGGUUCGUUCAGGAACUCAAUGCAGCUGUGAGACAGAGAGCCAGAGACAUGCACUUAUCGGAUAUACUGGUGCAGGUGAAUGCACGAAUUAAGGAGAGAGAAGGCUACGCACCAGGUUCAGCUCAUCAUCGCUGUAAAGAGAUGUCUGAAUUCACUAGCUCUCUCUGCAAAGACCUCUACCUCUUUCCCAAAUACUGCCCACCCAGCUAGACAGUCACAUACUGCUAUAAAAGACCUUAAAUAUACAAAUAUUUCAAAUUUGCAAGAUUUUCUUUUCAGCUCAUUUUUUUUUAAACAUUCACUCAAUUCUGUGCUGUACUUAUUUGCUUUGGGUUUUGCUAACAAUUGGACCAAUUUUAGAAUUACAGACAUUCCAUUUUGUUUUUCACUUUAUAGUUCAUACAACCACAAACACCAAGCACUGUGUUUUUGCACACAUUUAUACAUAUAGUCCUGAAACAGAUGAGUAGUUUUGUGCAUGUCCAAAAACAUGCAUUUGUGAAUAUAAUGUGUUUUUAUGUAUAUAUAUAUCCAUAUAUUACAUAUGAUUUUUGAAGUUACACCAAUAUUUCAGUCUAUGAAAUAACAGAUAUUUUUAAAUUCCAUUUGUCUUUUUAUCUUAUCAUAAUUUUACAAAUUGUUAUGCUAGCCUUUUUUCAGAGAUCUAUUUUUGUCAGUUUUGUAGGAACACAACUAUGUACAGGUUUUUUACUUUUACUUUUUUCUUGCUUUUUCUCUCAAAGCAGCAUUUAUGCAGAAAUUACAGCAUGCUGAAGGUGUACCCCUCCCCACACACCCCCACUCCAUCAGAUCCCUUUCUCUCAUAAUGUGUUCACAGUAAAUACUCACACAUUGCAUGCCUUUUGGCUAUACCACCCUGCAGUGUUCUAUACUCCACAGGUUUUAAUGUUGCACAUUGCAGUGUCUGCAGUACUGACUGUACAAACAUCUGCCUUUUAUUUUGUUUUAUUAGUACUAAUAUUGCUGUUCUUUUAGGUUGAUUCUUAAUCCUUAGAAUUAGUUCAAACGUUCAAACAGUUUUGGGAAAUAUGUUAGGAAUUGGUUAAAUGUAUAAUGAUAUCAGCAAUACGAAAACUCACUUGCCAAAAUAGUUUUCGAUGUAACAUUCUCCUACUCUAAAUAUCUUUUCAGUUAACUUUUAUUAUUUUGUGCCUUUUGUGAAGCAUUGCCUUACAGUUACAUUCCACAUGUAAAUCUGUUUCGGUCUGUAUUUCUUGUCUCAACUUUUCCAUUGUAUGGAUAUGGUUGUAGAUGACUUCCCCACCACAUUUCUCCUCUAGGAGGCAGUAGAGCCAUAAGAAAAGAGCUCAACUUUGCUCACUCACUCAUUUGUUCUACUGGAUUCAAGGAUUUGUUCUGUAAGAUUUGAACACAUGCUUUAAAUCAAUGCCUCUACAGUGCCUUGAAAAAGUAUUCAAACCCCUUGAACUUUUCCACACUUUUUCAUGUUACACCCACAAACGUAAAUGUAUUUUAUUGGGAUUUUAUGUGAUAGAACAACAUUAAGUAGCAAGUAAUUGUGAAGUGAAAAGAAAGUUAUACAUGGUUUUCAAAAUUUAUCACAAAAAAAAAUCUGAAAAGGGUGCUGUGCAUAUAUAUUCAGCCCCCUGAGCCAAUACUUUGUAGGACCACCUUUUGCUGCAAUUACAGCUGCAAGUCUUUUGGGGUAUGUCUCUACCAGCUUUGCACUUCUAAAGACUGAAAUUUUUUUUGCCCAUUUCUUUGCAAAAUAGGUCAAGCUCAGUCAAAUGGGCUGGAGAGCAUCUAUGAAUGGCAAUUUUCAAAUCUUGCCACAGAUUUUCAAUGGGAUUUAGGUCUGGACUUUGACUGGGCCAUUCUAACACAUGAAUACGCUUUGAUCUAAACCAUUCCAUUGUAGCUCUUGCUGUAUGUUUAGGGUCAUUGUCCUGCUGGAAGGUGAAGCUCCGUCCCAGUCUCAAGUCUUUUGCAGAUUCUUACUGGUUUUCCACCAGGAUUACCCUGUAUUUAGCUCCAUCUAUUUCCCAUCAACUCUGACCAGCUUCCCUGUCCCUGCUGAAAAGAAGCAUCCCCACAGAAUGAUGCUGCCACCACCAUGUUUUACGUUGGGGAUGGUGUGUUCAGGGCGAUGUGCGUUGUUAGUUUUCCGCCACACAGUAUUUUACUUUUAAGCCAAAAAAUUUAACUUUGGUCUCAUCUGACUAGAGCACCUGUUGACAGAUUUCCCCACCUGAGCUGUGGAUCUUUGCAGCUCCUCCAGAGUGACCAUGGACCUCUUGGCUGCUUCUCUAGUUAGUGCUCUCCUGGCAUGGGCUGUCAGUUUAGGUGGACGGCGAUGUCUUGAUAGGUUUACAGUUGUGCCAUACUCCUUCCAUUUUCAGAUUAUAGGUUGAACAGUGCUUAGUGAAAUGUUAAUAGCUUGGGAUAUUUUUUUAUAACCUAACCCUGCUUUACACCUCUCCACAACUUCAUUCCUGACCUUGCUGAUGUGUUCCUUGAUUUUCAUGAUGCUGUUUAAUCACUAAUGUUUUCUAACAAACCUCUGAGGCUUCACAGAACAAUUCUAGUUAUAUUACACACAGGUGGACAAAUUAGGUGACUUCUGAAGGCAAUUGGUCACACUGGAUUUUGUUUAGGGUUAUCAGAGUACAGGGGGCUGAAUACAAAUGCACACCACACUUUUCAGAUUUUUAUUUACUAGAAAAUUUGAAAACUGUAUAAUUUUCUUUUCACUUCACGAUUAUGUGCUACUUUUUGUUGGUUGAUUUGGGAUUUUAAUUUUGUGGGUCUAACAUGAAAAAAUGUGGAAAAGUUCAAGGGGUAUGAAUACUUUUUCAAGGCAGUGUAUAUCCCCUGUCUGACCUGUAAUAUGUAUGUGUCCAGAUGGUUAAAGGUGUUUUGACAAUUCUGAGUCAGUUUUAUGGUCAGUACAGUGAUGGCCACAAUCUGCAGAUUUCCUUAGGUUCUGUUUAAUGCAGUCAGAUUGGGGUGCACAAUAUUUCUUUGGUAUUGCUGUUGAAUUUGACCAAAUCAGAACUAUAGAACAUGUCUCUGUGAGGCAUGUGUAAUACUGCAGGGGUCACAGCCUUUUGACACCUCACAACCUUUGACACAGCUCUCUGUUAUUCUUGAACACCUUCAACAUUUCAGUUCACUUUAAUCAUCUUUCAUUAUUAGAGACAGAAACUGUAUAUUAUAGACACCAGAUUAUAUUACUACAGAUUAACUUUCACAUGGGACAUAUGUUUUUUGUUGUGACUUUGUUUUAUUUAUAGUUUAACAGCAGUAACUGACUGCAUCACAGCAAGUAUUUUGUACAAACAUGUUCCAAACUGUCUUAAAUUCAGACUGUUGUGCCAAAAUGUUAUUCUUUUCAUGCUGAAUAUAUGCAAGUGUAUUUUGACCCUUUUGAGUAGGUGGGUGCUGGGUAAUGAGUAAAAUACUGUACUUGUUUACUGUCUUUAGUAUGGUAUCAUAUAUUAAGAAAAUCAUAAUUGAAAAUUUGGAAAUACAUUUUUAUAUCCAUAUAUAUUUAUAAAUACUAAGAUUUAAGCCCUUAAAUUCAGUUAUAAAGGAAGGACUGUUGUACGUAUGAAUCUGUAAAAUAGAUUAAUAGGGUUUCCCACAAGUGUUAAUGGGGUCACAGCAGUAUUGAUCUGCUUCCAUUUUUUUUUUUGAAAACCUAUAGCACCUAAUGUUGUGAGUUGUACUUUAGAUUCUGUUCUGAAGUUUUUCAUGUAUAUGAUUUAGUCUGAUCACAACCAGUCAUGUACAGUCAUAUGCAAAAAUUUGAACACUAUUUUCUAAGUGAAAACAAGUUAACACAUCCACUGCAGGGAAAAAAUGUAAAUAUGGCAUUUCUGCUCAUUUUAAUGCACUAUUUAUAUUUAAAUGCUGUGUUUAACAUAAUGGAUAAUAUCAAAUAAAAGCUUUGCACAUUUUGUUAACCCCCCCCAAUAUGUUCAAUUCAGAAAAUAAGCAGUAAUUGUCCACUAAAAUUAGUGAAAGGUUGUUCUCUGUAGAGGAUGUUUUUAACUUCUUUUCACUUAGAAAAUCAACAAAAUGUCAUUUGACCAGGAGCUGCCCACACUUCUACAUAUGGCUGUAUAUGGCCGAAACUCCCCUUUGUGCCUGAUGAAUUUUGUCAAGAAUUAAGUGAAUUUAUAUGCAGUGUGGUUUUGCCAUCCCACUGGGGAAGAAUGACCUACUCAUUAGUAUAACUUGCAGUUAAUAUUUAUAUGAAUGACUCUAUUCACUGCCAUUAUCUGUUCUAACAAGCUCUUGAGGGUGCUGUGGAAAAUAUUGUUAUUCAGUCUUUUGUGAUAUUUUUGUAAAACAAAAACUCUUAGAAUAAAAAGUAUAUUGUUCAAAAAGAAA